AUGGCGACCUCAGACCCGGACCCACAGCCGCUGCGCUCCUUCUCCAAACUGGCUCGCCCCCCAGCUUCCGCUUCCGCCUACCCAGCAGCACGCGCACGCGCAGUGACCAGGAUAGCGCCAGAGGGGGCGCCGAGCUACGGGUGCCGGAACGGUAGCUCAGCGACUUGUCUGCUCUUGGGAGCCUCUGGCGUAGGUAAGAUGCUGCUGUAAAGGAGGCGCUCAAAGGUGAGCGCCCACGACUGGAAGGGCUACCUGGGUGACCCUUCCCCGACACGUCCCACAAAUGGGCACCGAUUUCACCGACAUCUGGUCCAGAGACAACUCACCAUCAGGGAGCUGGGGGCGUGCAUGGGCCCCAUUUGGCCCAGUUACUACGGAAACUGCUGCGCUCUCCUAUUCGUGCUGGACGCCUCCGACCCCACACAGAUCUCUGGGUCCUGUGCGCACCUCCUGGGUCUCCUUUCCGCGGAGCAACUUGCAGAAGCCUCGGUCCUGAUACUCUUCAAUAAAACCGACCUGCCCUGUUACAUGACCGUAGAGGAGAUGAAGUCGUUAAUGAGGCUCCCAGACAUCAUUGCCUGUGCCAAGAAGAGCAUCACCACGGUGGAGAUCAGCGCCCAGGAAGGCACUGGCUUGGCAGGGGUGCUGCGCUGGCACCGGGACACCCACAGAGCCAGCCGCUGA
This is a messenger RNA of Chrysochloris asiatica (Cape golden mole), 684 nucleotides long. RefSeq names its product ADP-ribosylation factor-like 16 (gene ARL16). NCBI's taxonomy places the organism in Eukaryota, Metazoa, Chordata, Mammalia, Afrosoricida, Chrysochloridae. Gene Ontology annotation, molecular function: GTPase activity; GTP binding. The record is from RefSeq and is a predicted model, not a curated record. The transcript is spliced from 6 exons.